AUGGCCCCUACUACCAAGCAAGGCAAUGCCUCCCGGGCUAACGCUGCCGCCAAGGCAGUCGUUAAGGGCUCUUCCCUCCACAAGGCCCGCAAGGUCCGCACCUCGACCACCUUCCACCGCCCCAAGACCCUGCAGCUCUCGCGGUCCCCCAAGUACCCCCGUGUCUCGGUCCCCCGUGACCCCCGCAUGGAUGCCCACAACAUCAUCCUGUACCCCCUCAACACCGAGAGCGCCAUGAAGAAGAUCGAGGAGAACAACACCCUCGUCUUCAUCGUCGAUGUCAAGGCCAACAAGCGCCAGAUCAAGCAGGCUCUUAAGAAGCUGUACGACGUUGACACCGUCAAGGUCAACACCCUCGUCCGCCCCGACGGCUCCAAGAAGGCUUACGCCCGUCUUACGCCCGACGUUGAUGCUCUGGACAUUGCCGCCACCAAGCUGGCCAUCGUCUAA
Messenger RNA from Penicillium brasilianum, 450 nucleotides. Lineage: Eukaryota; Fungi; Ascomycota; Eurotiomycetes; Eurotiales; Aspergillaceae. The record is from the annotation of a GenBank genome assembly.